Molecule: messenger RNA, 678 nt
Organism: Stegodyphus dumicola
Lineage: Eukaryota; Metazoa; Arthropoda; Arachnida; Araneae; Eresidae
Product: alsin-like
Source: RefSeq, a predicted model, not a curated record
CAAAAUUGAAACAGUCGAUAGCUGCAGUGAAAUUCAGAUGCAUCUUAGGUAAAAUUAUUAUUCAACGACCGAAUCUCCAUUGAUAAUCUCCCAAUUUCAGCAGUAGUUUCAGCAAAAAAUUCAUUCACGAUGUCAGAGGAAAGCGUGGAUACAACCCAAGAUUUAGGGUUCUAUGAAGGAGAAAGACAAAGAGGUCUCCGUCAUGGCUUCGGGAUGUAUGUUUUUCCAUCCGGAGCGCGGUACACUGGAUACUGGAGGAAAGGACUUAGACAUGGCAUUGGAACAUUCAUAUACCCUGAUGGCAGUCGUUACGAAGGAGCGUGGUGGGAGAAUAAGAAACACGGUCAUGGAAGAUACACAUAUUCCAAUGGAGAUAUGUACGACGGUAUGUGGUGCUUGGACAAGAAGCAAGGUUAUGGCUUAUAUUGCGAUGAAGCAAACCGCUUUUAUUACAAAGGUUACUUCGCUGAUGGAACUCUAAAUGGUCCUGUUCAAGUGCUGAUGAACAAUAUCUAUUUCUUUGGAAACUUCAUCGAUGGAAAACCUUCUGGACAAGGAAAUUAUUCUCUGCCAAAUGGUCUUCUUAUAAGAGGAGAGUUCAAGUUAUAUGGCCCCAAAAAGAUCCCUCUAUGGGUGACUAAGAGCGUAAGUCCCGCUUUUCUCACAGGAACAAAAUGA